UGCAUUGCUAAAGAGGGGGGGGGAGCAGAAGAGGAAGAGGAAGAGGAGGAGGGGCAGACACUGGAGGAAAUGUUGCCUCUUCCAAUGAACAUUUUCUCCUCUUGCUGGCCCCAGCCUGCUGCAGCUCACCUCUGAAACUCAUGCAUGACACACGUUAAGUUUUAGGUUCUCCAGCUCAUUCGGCCCGAGCCUCAUCGAUGGCUCAGCAGACCCCAGACCAGAGGGAGGACGUCUACGUCGACUAUGAGACACACUACAGACUGAGGGACAUCACCACCUCCACAUAAAUACAUUGCGCUGUGAAAACGGUUACACUUGAACAUGGCUUUAACCGCAGCUAAAACAACUACAAGCUUUUUCUCCACAUCUGCCAAGACCACCACAAUCCCAUUCCUCUCCGUGGGCACGAGCGCCAGAGACAAUAUCACCUCCAGGACUACGUUAAUGACUGUUACCAUAACGACAAACGAGACCAGCUUCAAUGCCACCACGUUUCCGGAGGUGGUGAUCGAGGGCUCGGGAAUGGGAAUGGUUCUUGUUCCCUUCGGCAUCAUCACUGUUAUUGGCUUAGCAGUGGCAAUAUUGCUGUAUAUCCGGAAAAGGAAGCGGCUGGAGAAGCUGAGGCACCAGCUCAUGCCCAUGUACAACUUUGACCCAGCUGAAGAGCAAGAUGAUCUGCUGGAACAAGAGCUACUGGACCACGGGCGGGAAGGCAGCCUCACAGGUCCCAACGCCAAGUUUUGACAAAGGGGUAACGGUAAAAGACAAACAUGACUCUCACCACCUCCCAGGGGACCACGCAGAGGCCCAGUCGUCUGGUCUUCACAGAUGUAGCCAAAGCGCUCAACGCUUGACAGCUCUCUUCCAUUGGUUCGCCUCAGUGUUCAGGGCCCACUGCCGGCCCCCACUGAAAUACAGACUGUCGCUCAGGAGGGGAAACAGAGGGAAGAACUGGACUGUUUUCAUGGGAACAACUGGAACUUUCGGGAAAACAUUUUUAAUCACGAUGACUUGUCACUGUGCAAAACGGCGAAGCGGUUUCCAGUGGGCUGGAAAGAGAGCAGAGGAUGUCGGGUGCAUGUUUGUGUGUAAGGCAGCGUAAAAGGGAAGCGUCACACGUGAUCUUGCACUGUUUCCAUUUGGCACACAGACGCAGUGUGGUGCACUUUUCCUAAAUUCUUGUUGUGUCACUGUUGUUGAAACGUUUGGUAGCUCGUCAGCGAAGUUCCUCGGAGCUUCGAAAUCUUCUUCCAUGUUUGAUGUGAGAGGAGUGUGUAUUUGUGCUAUUCUGAUUUUUCGUGGUCUUACAUCUCCGACUAGCUCGGACGCUAGAUGUGUCACCAUCCCCCGAGUGAACUGACCCUCUCCAUUUAGUUUCGUCUUUAUAGAGCAAUGAAGGACUGAUUCUGUCUGUAUGCAUUAAAACUAUUUAAACCAA
Molecule: messenger RNA, 1438 nt
Organism: Platichthys flesus (European flounder)
Lineage: Eukaryota; Metazoa; Chordata; Actinopteri; Pleuronectiformes; Pleuronectidae
Exons: 6
Coding region: 322-744 (140 amino acids)
Source: RefSeq, a predicted model, not a curated record